AUGCUUCUGCUUGCCAUCGGACAAGCGCAGUUCGUUGAGCUGACUGCAGGCUCACAUCGGCAUAAGUCGAUUGGGGAAAAGAAGCAUGGGUGUUUUCCGAAAUCGCCAGAGCACUCCAAGUACUCAAACCUCAACAACGUGGAUUGGGAUCUAGUCCACAGCUACUAUGUUCAACAGCAAAUGUAUCUGCUUGCCGCAGCAACACAAUCGCAGUUCAGUGGGACUACUGCAGGCUCAGACGGGUGUGGGCCGAUUCCGACAAGGAACGACAAUGAAUGCUCACAAACAGGAAACAUCAAGAUAACGAAACCACUGCCGAAACCUCCAAAAAAAUCCAAAUGGCAUAAGGGAGUGGAGUCGGAGCAGAAAGGCUCGAAGAGUUCAGCCAUGAAAGAAUUCCAACAAAUGGUUACAAGGGUAUUCCGGUUGUGCACCAGUCGUCACCAGUGA
Molecule: messenger RNA, 450 nt
Organism: Mesocestoides corti
Lineage: Eukaryota; Metazoa; Platyhelminthes; Cestoda; Cyclophyllidea; Mesocestoididae
Source: the annotation of a GenBank genome assembly